Messenger RNA from Dama dama (fallow deer), 2757 nucleotides. Its product is annotated as tyrosine-protein phosphatase non-receptor type substrate 1-like. NCBI's taxonomy places the organism in Eukaryota, Metazoa, Chordata, Mammalia, Artiodactyla, Cervidae. The record is from RefSeq and is a predicted model, not a curated record. Gene Ontology annotation, cellular component: plasma membrane. The transcript is spliced from 6 exons. Gene Ontology annotation, biological process: positive regulation of phagocytosis; positive regulation of T cell activation. Bases 55 to 1233 code for a protein of 392 amino acids.
UUCAAGUUCUCCCAACUGACACAUUUGGACAGAGCAGCUCUGCAGACCUCCACAAUGCCAUUCUCAGCCUGCUACUUCCGUCCUCCUCCUUCUUGCCUGUUGCUUACUCUACUGCUGGGACUCAGAGGAGCGGCAGGUGCAGGGGAGCUGCAGGUGAUUCAGCCUGAGAAGUCAGUGUCAGUUGCAGCAGGAGAGACGGCCACUCUGAACUGCUCCGUGACCUCCCUGAGCCCCGUGGGGCCCAUCGUGUGGUUCAGAGGAACUGGGCCAGGCCGGGAGUUAAUCUACAGUCAAAAACAAGCCCCCUUCCCCAGAGUUACAAAUGUUUCAGAUGUCACAAAGAGAAACAACUUGGACUUUUCCAUCCGCAUCAGUUACAUCACCCCAGCAGACACUGGUGUCUACUACUGUGUGAAGUUCCGGAAAGGAGAACAUGGUGACGUGGAGUUUAAGUCUGGACCAGGCACUCAUCUCACUGUGAGUGCCAAGCCCUCUCCGCCCAUGGUAUCCGGCCCUACAGGGAGAGCUACACCUGAGCAGACAGUGAGCUUCACCUGCACAUCCCACGGCUUCUCCCCCAGAAACAUCUCCCUAAAAUGGUUCAAAAAUGGCAAUGCGCUCUCAGCCUCCCAGACCAGCGUGGACCCACAGAAAGACAACGCUUCCUACAGCAUCAACAGCACAACCAAGGUGCUGCUGGCCCCAGGGGAUAUUCACUCCCAGGUCAUCUGCGAGGUGGCCCACGUCACCCUGCAGGGGGGCCCUCCUCUCCGUGGGACUGCCAACUUGUCCGAGACCAUCCGAGUUCCACCCACCCUGGAGAUUACUGGAUACCCCACAUCGGGGAACCAGGUGAACGUCACCUGUCAGGUGAACAAGUUCUACCCCCAGCGCCUACAGCUGACCUGGCUGGAGAACAGAAACGUGUUCCGAACAGAACCGGCCUCGACCCUCGUAGAGAACAAGGAUGGGACCUUUAACCAUACAAGCUGGUUCCUGGUAAACUCCUCUGCCUACAGGGCGGCUGUGGUGCUCACCUGCCAGGUGGAGCAUGACGGGCAGCCGGCGGUCUCCAAAAACCAUACCCUGGAGGUCUCUGCUCCCCAGAAGGACCAGGACACAGGUCAAACCCCUGGUCCAGAGCUGUCUUCUCUUUGGGCAGUUGUCUUCCUAGUCCCCAAGGUGCUGCUGCUGCUCACUGUAUCUGUCAUCUUUGUCCACAGGAAGUGUUGAGCCUGCCUGUGCCACCGUCAGCCUCUACUGUCUCCUUCCCUCACUGAGGACACAGCCCACAAGAAGGACCCAGCUGAAAGCUUCCACAACUCUGCUCCAAAAGUCUUCUGUCCAUGGAGAUCUGCCUGCCCACAUGUUCAUGAAACCCCCAGAGCUGAAUCUUCGUAUGUGAUCCUGAGCAGAGAUCAUGGGAAGUAGCUCUGGAGACUGAUUCACAACAUCUCCCUGGGACGUGAGAAUUUAGUUCAGCUCAGUCGCUCAGUCGUGUCUGACUCUUUGCGACCCCAUGAACCGCAGCACACCAGGCCUCCCUGUCCAUCACCAACUCCCGGAGUCCACCCAAACCCAUGUCCAUUGAGUCGGUGAUGCCAUCCAACCAUCUCAUCCUCUGUCAUCCCCUUCUUCUCCUGCCCUCAAUCUUUCCCAGCAUCAGGGUCUUUUCAAAUGAGCCACCUCUUCGCAUCAAGUGGCCAAAGUAUUGGAGUUUCAGCUUCAACAUCAGUCCUACCAGUGAACACCCAGGACUGAUCUCCUUUAGGAUGGACUAGGAUCUCCUUGAAUCCAACUAAUACAGAUCAUCCAUCACCUUGGACUGAGCCAUGGACUAUACACUAAUACCCUGUGGAGAAGAGUUAUUCUGUCUUCUGAAUUCUUACCUUCACUUAAUUCCCCACCAUUGAAGUGCCUGUCUAGUUUUAAACCAAGUGCCAUCUUGGUUUGAAGAAAAACUUUUCUCCUUCUCUAUUUGUCUAGAUAGCCUACUUCUCAAACCCAGAAAUUAGUGUUUCGUCCUCUUUCGGCAAUGGAAAGAGUAGUUUUCCAUUGACUUGAAUAUUUCACAAUCCUUAUGAACUGCUCAUGGGAAAUAUGCUGUGUACAGAAGCUUUGAAUUCAUCCUUAAUUUCUCUUUCUUUUAUGCUAUUGUUGUUGUUCAAUCAUUCAAUAUAUCUGACUCUUUCCAAACCCAUGGACUGCAGCAUGCCAGGUGUCCCUGUCCUUCACUGUCUCCCAGAGUUUGCUCAAACUCAUGUCCACUGAUUUGAUGAUGCCACCCAACUCAUCCUCUGUCACCCGCUUCUCCUGCUCCCUUAAACUCUUCCAGCAUCAGGGUCUUUUCCAAUGAGUCAGCUCCCCCCAUUGGGUAGUCAAAGUUUUGGAGCUUCAGCAACAGCACAGUGCUUCCAAUUAAUAAUUAGGGUUGAUUUAGGAAUGACUGGUUUGAUCUCUUUGCCGUCCAAGGGACUCUCAAGAGUCUUCUCCAGCACCACAGCUCAAAAGCAUCAAUUCUUCGGCGCUAAGCCUUCUUUAUGGUCCAGCUCUCACAUUGGUACAUGGCUACUGGAAAAGCUAUAGGUUUGACUAGUAGGAUCUUUGUUGGAAAAGAGAUGUCUCUGCUUCUUAAUAUGCUGUCUAGGGUGGUUAUAGCUUAUCUUUCAAGGAGCAAGAAUCUUUUAAUUUCCUGAUUGCAGUCUCUGUCCACACUGAAUUUGGAGCCCAAGGAAAUAAAGUCUGUCACUGUUUCCA